Molecule: messenger RNA, 1844 nt
Organism: Paramecium pentaurelia
Lineage: Eukaryota; Ciliophora; Oligohymenophorea; Peniculida; Parameciidae
Source: the annotation of a GenBank genome assembly
AAUGAAAUAAGAUAUAGCCGGCUUCAGAAUAUAUUUAAACAAAUAUAUAGGAAGGGGAGCAUUUGCAACAGUUUAUGAGUGUGAAAAAGAUAAUAUAUAAAUGCCAUUAUGUGCGAAAGUAUAUUUAAUUGUGAUUAAUUAGAUAAUAAAUUUGAGUUCUGACGAAUAUGAUUAAAAUGCAGUGAAAAGAGAGAUAAGAAUAUUAUUUAAUCUUAUGAAAUUUAAUCAUCCUAAUAUUAUUAAAGUAGUUGAUAUACAUGAGGAUUGGAAUAAGAAGGCCUGCUAUAUAUUUAUGGAGAAAUGUAGUUAAGGUCAUAUAGAGAAUACAAUAAAAGCAAGAGCUUCGGUAAAAUAAUAUUUCACUGCAACAGAAAUUAUUGAAAUGACAACAUAGAUUAUUAAAGGAUAUAGUAUUCUUUAUAAAAAUUCUAUAAUUCAUAGAGAUUUGAAACCAGAAAAUUUGCUAUUUGGUAAUGAUGGCAAGAUAAAAGUAAAAAUAUAAUAAUAUUUAGAUUUCUGAUUUUGGAAUGAGUAAAAUAUUAGAAAAAGAAGCAAGAAAUUAAUUAGUAAUUCAAUCAUAAGUAGGUACACCUUAUUAUGCAUCUCCAUAAAUUUUGAAUGAUGGUAAAUAUUCAUCUAAAACUGAUAUCUUUAGUGUAAUUUAUAAUUUAAAUAUUAAUAGCUAGGUGUUAUAGUAUAUUAUGUAACAUUCUUAAAAUUACCAUUUGACAAGAGAUCAAUGAUGGAAUUGAAAUUACAUUAAGAAGCAUUAUUAAAAGGAAAGGAAAUGAUAUUUCCUGAAAUGAAAAUUUAAGGCGAAAAGCACUUGAAAGAUUUGCUACUAUUAUUUAUGUCAAAAACUCUAACAUAUUAUGAAGACAACAGAAUAGAUUGGCCAUCAGUAUUUAAAAUGUUCUUAACUCCUGACGAAUGUGUUGAUUCAAUCAAAAUUGUCCAACAAUAAGAUCUAGAAUCCACAAUAGAACCUUCUUCUGGCAUAUUUAAUGAUAAUACAGGCUUAAAACGAUCUUAUGAAUCUUAUUAAUCUUAUCAAGUUAGAACUUUGAUAAGCAAUUUAAUGGCUAGAGAAGAAUUAGCUAAAUCAGUAUAAUAAUAUUUAAUUUGUUUGUAAAUAUUAUAUUUAUAUUAGAAAAAAAUAUAAGUCUAUAUUUAGUAAUUAAGAUUAAAAUAUAUUAAAGGCAGCAUUAUGUGGAUAUCAAAUGGCAAUAAACUUAAAUUAAAUAUAUUUAAUUUCAAAUUAAUAUAAUUAGGUUUGUAAAUAAAUACAAGAGGCAUUUAAAGAGAAUUCUAUAAAUAUAAAUUGUGAAUUCUAUAUGAAAGAUAAAUAUGAAAAAGUAGAAUAAUAAAAAGAGAAAGUCUAAGAGAAUGCUCAAAUUAAUUUAUUCUAAUUCAAAGUAUUUAUAAUCUAAUGAUUUAGGAAUCAAUCUAAUAAGUUCUUUAAGGGGAAGUCGAGAUAAACGAUGAUGCUUUGAAAAAAUUUAAAACACUUUUAAGCAAAGCAGAAUAAUAACCAAAUUAUGAAAUUUAUGCUCAUUGGUUUAAAUAUUAUUAUUAAAAGUAUAUCAUUUCAAAGAUGCAAAAGUAUUUAAAUUAAACUCAAGAAUAGGAUACUUUAAUGUUUAUACUUAUAUAUAUAUUUUAGGUUUUUGGCAUUAAGCAAAAAAUUCAUAAGUUUAGAAAAAGAUUAUCCAAUAAAAGACUUCUUUACUAUUGAUCCAUCUUAUAUUUAAUACAUAAACUCUGAAUCAGAUUUUUUAAAACAAUAUAUUAGAUCAAAUCCAGAAUAAUAAUAAAUUAUAGAUUAGGAUAGAAAUGAAAAAUGA